GUAGGUCUGUUUUGGUGGAGCGUCUGGCUUUCAUCAGCUUGGGCCGGAAUUUGGAUUUGUUGGUUAGCAUCAUUCAUUGCUCCGAUCGCUUUGAGAAUUUCUUUGGGUAUCCUUGCCAUCAACUUCAAAAGACAGAUCACUUAUUUGGAAGUUUUACAAAAGUACGUUGCAACUUUUUUAUGGUCAAUUUUGAUUUGGAUAGCCUAUCUCACAAUGGUUUGGAUGCAUUUUCCUGGCUAUCAAGGGCUAUCCAACUAUUCAAGCAAUACGAAUUGGCUGAUCACUUUCAGUCGAUUCUUCUUCGGUUUGGCGAUUUGUUGUGCUUUGCUUUUAGCACAAAAGUUAGCCAUCCAAAGUAUAGCAAAUAGCUUUCAUGAAGUUACGUAUAGCGAUAGAAUCCGAUUGAUGAAAUAUCAUACCAGUGUUUUGGUAACCCUGUAUUCGCACGCCAAACGGAUCAAAUUUGGAACCAAUGGAAGCUUAGAAGGACAAGUGCUGAGGGCGGGCAAUAAGAUCAAUUGGUCACAUUUCAGAAAUACUUUGAGCCUAAAAGGACGAUCAACUCCUACGAUCAUGAAUUUCACCGUCAAAGUUCAAGAUAUUGGUGCUCCUCCGCUUGCGUUUACGAAUCCUUUCUCUGCUGAAGCGAUCGUUGAAUCAUCUCUCGAGAGUAGCGAUGAAACAAAGAAGCUGGCAAGAAGGAUAUUUGAUGCUUUUUCCAAUCCACUCUCACGUAGGGUGCUGACACUCGCGUCUAUUGAAACUGCUUUCAAGUCAAACAAGGAUGCCAUACGUGCAUAUGCCGUUCUGGAUCGAGAUGGGAAUGGCGAUUGUACCUGGGAAGAAGCCUUGUCAGUCUGUUUGGAGAUUCAUCGGGAGCGAAUGUGUUUGCUAGCCUCUAUGCAUGACGUUGAUGCAGCAGUUGCAAAAUUGGAUCACAUCUUACGCGGAGUUUGGAUAACGAUGUCAUGCGUGAUUGUGGCAGCCCUUUUGAGUACUCGAUUUUCGACCCUGAUCGCUUCUCUUGGAACUAUUUUGCUUGGUCUGUCUUGGUUGAUCAGCUCAACCGCUCAAGAAUCAUUAGCUUCGAUUGUAUGGGUCUUCUGUAAGCAUCCUAUCGAUGUCGGAGAUGUGAUUGGAUACACGGAUGGCGAUACAUUCGAAGUACAGGAAGUUCAACUAAUGUCAACCGUACUCAAGACUACAACAACAAAUAAACAUGUACAAGUCUCGAAUUACCUUCUCUCAUCAAAGCCAUUGGUGAAUUUGCGUAGAAGUGGACCUAUAGAAGAACCGUUUAUGCUGAGUGUGGGAUACGAUACCCCUUUGGAAUCGAUUGAAGCUUUACGGCAAGAUAUGUGCUCCUGGUUGGCCACUCAAGGCAGAGACUUUCGGCCAGGUUUUGACAUCGCUCUUGAAGGGCUAGAUGAUCAAGCACAACUGAAGCUUGUUCUCGCAAUUCGCUACAAAUCGAACUGGCAAGAUCCACCAUUACGUAUGCAGAGACGUAAUCGUUGGGUCUCCGCUCUGAAACAAUUGUUGAAGAAGAACGAGAUCUACGGCCCAGGUCACAUUCCCGCCGCAAAACCU
Meira miltonrushii is the source of this 1590-nucleotide messenger RNA. RefSeq lists its product as uncharacterized. The annotation marks the transcript as partial. Gene Ontology annotation, cellular component: membrane. Gene Ontology annotation, molecular function: calcium channel activity. Gene Ontology annotation, biological process: calcium ion transmembrane transport; intracellular calcium ion homeostasis. The record is from RefSeq and is a predicted model, not a curated record. The transcript has 5 exons. Lineage: Eukaryota; Fungi; Basidiomycota; Exobasidiomycetes; Exobasidiales; Brachybasidiaceae.